AACCUGUCUCCCCUGCAGCCAGUGACUGCCCUUGACAGUGGCGGGUGCAGUUUUUGGAGGAGGAGGAGGGUGUAGCGUGUUCCCUCGGAAGUGAUCUGUUGUCCCAGCUCCUCCUCCAUACAAUGUAGCGGCUCCCUGGCCGGGGUGUCCGAGGACUGAGACAUGGGGCUUUCUGCUGCUCAACAAAGGGCCGUGUUGCUGGUUUCCCUGUCCCUUGGCCUCACACUGGCCCUUGGGUUCGGGCUCCCGCAGGUUCUGAAGCUGCUGUUCCGAUUCUUGGGUUUUCCGUGUGAUAAUGUAUCGCAUUGCAUUGUCCUGCUGUACUUUGUGUUAGUGCUGUGUGUGGCACUGCCAGCUGUACCCAGAGGAUCUGUGCCAGUGAGUGGUCUGUAUUUUAUCCUGUUAAACAGCCCGUGCCAUGGGCUGCCAAUGCCAGUAGCAUGGCUUUAAUAUAGAUUGCUGUUAAUUGCCUGGAUGCUAAUAAUAUUUGCAAUGCAUAGGGCAUUGAGGUACCCCACCAGUGCAUGGAGUAUCCUGUUUAACAUCACCUGUUACAUUCACGUACUUCAUACAGGGGCUCCCUAACAGUGUGUAAUGUGAUAUGUUUAUCCAGUUUCAUGACAUGCCAACAUACAUUUGUGAUGUUCAAUAGUCUAGUUCUGAUCUAGUUUGCUUUUCCCCCACUUGGGUCAAUGCCAUGGCUGAAUUUGCUGUGACAUACUGGCACUAAGCCUGAAUUGGUGAUUAAUUGACAGAGUGGAAUUUAGUUGAAUGGUCUAUUCAAUAUUGUUUUAUUUCAAGCACAGCUAAGAAUAUAUGGGUUUUUUGUUAGUCUGUUUUUUUAACUUCGAUGUUGAGAAUUAACCUGUUGUUCUACAAGUUAGUCACUCUAUCUACUUGUUGUGUUAUUGUUGGAUGAGCUUUUAAAACAUCAGUGUUAUGUUACCUCGUCUAGAGAGUUAGCGGGAUGAUAGCUAGAGGUGCCUAUAUUCAAAAUGUAUAGAUUUAUAAUUCCCAUCAAUCUUAAAUUACAAUCCAGAAUAAUCAUUUCAUCCAUCCUGAGCAUCAGUGAUUGGCUGAGGGCACUGGGUUAACCUGUCUUAGAUUUAUAUUUUAAAUUGACUUUGAAUUCUUACUUUAGUAAAUAUCAUACUUCCUUAUUUAAGAGGGACAGUCCAUGUUUUGGAACCAAAAACAUCUGUCCGUCCUUUUUCCUUGUCCCUCUUUUGUAGGAGCUCCAUAUUGUUGGUGUGUGAGGGUGUAACAUUGAUCCACCGCAAUAAUAUGUCUUUAAACUACAAUAAAUGUGUUUAGAAAUCAGUAUGUAAAUAAGACACCACCUUGUUCUAAACUACAUUUUAGCUGUUUAAAUUAUUAUUACUUACUAAUAUUUAUUAAAACAGACCCGACCCCUAACCGUAUCACCAACCACACACUAUACAAUUAAAGUGUCCCUCGUUGUCUAUUUGAAAUGUUGGGAGGUAUGGAAUAGUCUGUGAAAUAUCACCUCACUCUCUACAGGAGACAAAGAAUUGAAAGAUAAUAUACACUAAUCAAAGAGACAUUAUCUCCUGAUGAAUAAGUAGCAUUCCUUUUGGAGUGAUAUAGAGAGCACAAACUGCCUGCAAUUUGACAAGUAGGAGAUAAAUGUGUGAAAGUGAUAGGACUCUGGUCUGUUGAGAGUAGUUAUCUUCUACAGGCCUUAUCACUUUUUUUUUUUUUUUUUUAAGCUAUUUUGUUAAAUAUGGCCACACUUUCAGUGUCAGGAAAAUGUUUUACUUUUCUGAGAAAUAUGUGGACAUUUUGUAGAUUUCCAAAUGUCCUGUUUUCAGAAAAAUAAGUGAGAGUUAAAUUUAUUUCAAUGAUGGUGCACUUUCCACUAUCUAAAGUGGCAUUUGAUUGUAUAGAUAAUGUGUAUUAUUACUGUCUUCCAGAUACAGGGUAAAGAGGUGCUGAUCACUGGGUGUGACUCGGGAUUUGGACUUGCAUUGGCGAAACAUUUGCACAAAUUGGGAUUUACUGUAUUUGCAGGGUGUUUACUGAAGGUGAGUACACGGGGGGAGGAGGGGGGGGAAUAUAUAAAUUUCACAGAUCUAUAGGGGUGCGCAACCUAUUGCAUUAGGGUGUGCACCCUAAAGCACAAAAACACAUGCCACUUGUAUAUGUGUAUAUAUAUUUAUGCUCGGAAUCUCUAUUAUGUUAAAGGACCACUCUAGGCACCUAGACCACUUCAGCUUAAUGAAGUGGUCUGGGUGCCUGGUCCAGCUAGGCUUAACCCAUUCUGUUAUAAACAUAGCAGUUUCAGAGAAACUGCUAUGUUUAUGAAUGGGUUAAGCCUUCCCCCAAAUCCUCUAGUGGCUAUCUCAUUGACAGCCGCUAGAGGCGCUUGCGUGAUUCUCACUGUGAAAAUCACAGUGAGAGCACGCAAGCGUCCAUAGGAAAGCAUUGUAAAUGGACCCUCCGUACUUGAUGCCCAAAUCAACCACCUUGUGCAAAUAUAAAUCAAGCUCUUCUCUCCUUUGUUUGUACACCGUGCAGAUAACAUCGCGAUAAGUGCCAAACGCGAUAACAAAUUGUGGAAUGGUGAGUUUUUUUAUUCAAACGUGGAUCUCUAGCUCUUAAGACAACCGAAAUGUCCCUGUAGUUAUAUGCUCUAUUUUCUAGGACGUCUUGGGAGGCUAUGAGGAGGGACCUGGAGUGGCUUUGCAGCCUGCUGUUUAUGGCUUGCAGAUUGGCCAGUAUAGUAGCCAGAGUGUCCUGGGUAGAAUCAGAAUAGCCAACUGGAGGCCCUUGAGAACUCGUGCCGGGCCUUGGGUUGUUGGCCUGAGCUGUCAGAAGUUUAUAAAGUUCAGCCUUUCUAGCGGUGGCUGGAAAGGGGAUCUCCCUGAGCCUGAGCUCAGCCGAUAUUUUGGGGAUGGUCCAAUAUCUUGGGGAUCUGGGAGUAGAAGGAGUGAGGGAUUCCUCCAGAAACCCAGGCCUGGCUGGCAUGCUGGCUACCUCAUCUGAUGGGGAAUCGAUAGUCGGUUCUUGAGACAUUCUGAAAGGAAUAAAUGAUAUGGAUAAGUAGGGUACAGUAGAGGUGGGAUGAAACCUCCGGAGAACUGGCCUGAUAGUUAGUGCCGAGGCGAAGAAAUUACCUAGAACCAAGUGACGCGUGAGGCCCUGCUAUUGCCAAGUGGCGGUGGGAGGCUCUACCUAUGAUUUGGGCCGAGUGGGGUUUUGUGGCCACCAGAAUGAGGUGGCGGGGUGUUGGCCUCCCGGUGACUGUAAGAGAUUCAAAACGUGUGGCUGUGACAUGGGAAGCCCUAACUGUAGCCCAAAGACAAGCGAACGAGGUGGCUAGCUAUGCUUUGGUCGUGGGGCAGAACCUCCGUGUUUGAGGUAGGGGUGUAGACCUCACGGACCACAGUUUUUAUUUGGGAAAGCUAGGGCCGGUGCCUGCCCUGAAAGCCAGUUCUCUAACCUGAUGGGGGCUUGUCUCUUGCGAGAAGUAUGUAACAUAUGUAAAUACUGACCUUAAGUGUUUGUCCUGUAUAAUGGGACAAUGCUCUGGGCGACUUCAAUAUAUCUGUGUUAUAUAAAUAUACUUCGAAGAAGAACGGGUUCAGUCCAAGAACCUAAAGGUAUAUAAGAUACUAGUAGGCCUGAGGCGUGCUACUGGUAUACCAAGUGUAAAAAUGUAGAACGUAUGGAAAGGUGUGUAGCAGGGAGACUGUGAUGUAAGCCCUGCGUAAGCUGGGGGACCUGAACGUAGGUCCAAUUUAAGAGACAAGCCCUUGGUUCCACCAAUGUGCAUAAUUUGUGAAUGAUACGUAGGCGAAGGGAGGCCUUAAAAGGAACGUAAAUGUAGUGAGUAAGAUUAAUGAUAAGUAAUUUUUCUAGUGGUCAUAUUUUAUUUGGAGCGCUCACAUACCCUUGUUGGUUAAGAUUAAUGAUACCUGAAACCGAAACGUUUGGGACCGGGCAGCCUGUUGGUUGUUGUUGGCGUAUUGAGUCAGCGAAAUGGUGCUGGGCUAAGUAACGAUAUUCAGAAAUAAUAAAACAAAUUUAAUAUGUACAAAUAAUAACAGUCACAUGGUGGGUGAUGCAUCUUGACAUCUGGUGUUCUUUAAAGUUAUUAGCCCACUUAGGCGGUGGGAGGGAAUUUUGUAAAAAAGGCCGUGGAGGCUGAAUGAGGCCUCAUGAAAACGUAAAAAUGGCAACCUUUUUUUUUUUACCUGAACCUUGAAAUGGGAAACUGGAACCACAUUCUGGAGUUAUUUCUUUAAGAAGAGAGGCAGAAUCUAAAACAUGUUAUAUUUACGUAUAAGGAACCGGGUAUAAUGUUUAAUUUAGACAGAGAUUUAAUUUAAAAGAAUAAACGUGGAGCUGGAGGUUUAAUGGUGGCUCAGCUCAUCGAUAUCACAAACGUAUAGGGGCCACGUGUUACUUUAAGAGAAUGGCCCCAGGGAAUAUAUCAGAUUAAAUGACUGGUGGUGAAUAAUGUCACAUAGAUUUAAGAAAAAAACCGUAAGAAGAAAUAGGUAAGGAACAUUUGAAAUUUAUAACUAAAUAUUUAAACCCCCUUGUGUUCGUCUACUAUUACGUUCGGGAUAUUACUGGGUAGUUAGAUAAGGAUCCAGACAAAAGAUUGUGUGACAAAUAGCCGUUCAUACGUGUUCGGCUAAACAGACAAAUGCCAGAAACAUACGAACGUGGGUGAGAAUAAGCGGUCGGUAAUUACUUUAAUGAGAGUAAGCGAAAAGCGUGUAUUCUGCGGUCGGCUGAUAGCCACUCGACCGCAGAAGAACACGAACAGUGAGGGUUGGGGGGACCUAUUAAUACUAUAGUGCCAGGAAAACGAGUUUGUUUUCCUGGCACUACAGUGGUCCUUUAAGGACCGCAGACGUACUAGGUAAGUUCGACAAAAACGGUCCCUAAGGACCGCAGAUGCACCUAAUACGUCUGCGGCAAAUAUAUUACCUACCCAAUCGCCACCGUUCCCCAGCCAGCGAUCAGUGCCCAAACAGUUCCCCCUCGGCAAAUUAGGCCCCUGUGGGCCAUAUGAUCUCUCUGGCCUCAAUAGGUGUCUUUGUAUCUGCCUGCAGGGGGACUGCCUGGCCUGUCAAGCAGUUGCCCUGCUGCUGUAAAAAAAAUAAUGUUAAAAAAAAAAAUAUGUCCUGAAUAUGUCCACAGUUGUGAACUGAAACCUUGACCACUUGGAUUAAAUGCCUAUUUUUUCAUGUUGAAGUCCUUGAGUGCUGGCUUUCUUUUUGGAGACUGUAUUUGUGUGCAGCUGAGCACCGGGCCAAGAUUUGGAGGAGAGCUGGAGUGUAAAACUCCCACCGUAUUUUGUGUGUGUGUGUAUAUAUAUAAUAUAUAUAUAUAUAUAUAUAUAUAUAUAUAUAUACUAAGUGUAUUUUUAUAUUAAUAUAUACAUAUUUAAAUUACACACGCGUGUGUGUAUGUAUAUAUAUAUGUGUGUGUGUGUGUAUAAAUAAGUAAAAAUUAUAAAAAAAUAUUUAUGUAAUUUUAUUCUAAUUGUAUUUUGAUAAUAUAUUUAUAUCAAAAUACACUUAGAAUUAAAUUAUACAUGUAAUCUGUGUAUAUAUAAAUAAAAAUACAAUAUAUAUAUCUAUCUCCACAGAGCUUUCAUCAGGACAUGGCAAUGACAUUGGCCAUGUCCUGAUGAAAGCUCCGUAAUGGAGCUGAAACAUUGAUGUCAUUUUGAAUAAAGAAGAAUAACUUAAACUCCUUGGAGUGCCGGUAUUCCCUCUGUAUAUAUUGCUAAGCAACCAGAGCACCAGGUACCAUUAUUUCUUGGCUGGAGUGCAAGGGCUUUUUACUUUUAUAUUUACAUAAAUACAUAAAUAAUUUCAUAAAUAUACACGUAGACUUCAAAUAUAUAAAUAUGUAUAUAUAUUUAAAUUCUACGUGCAUAUUUAAGUAAUAUUUUUACAUAAUUAAGUAAUUUUAUUGAUUGCAAUUUGGGGAAACUGCCUGACAACUAGGGCCGUAAGUCCAGAGAAUUUAAUUUGCCAGCACGAUAUUUAACCCUGUAACUUUCCAAGACACCCUAAAACAUGGGGGGUUCUGUUUUACUCGCGAGAACACAAUUAUUUGUGUUUCAAAACAGUAAAACAUCACAGCGAUGAUAUUGUCAGUGAAAGUGAAGUUUUUUUGCAUUUUUCACGCACAAACGGCACUUUUACUAAAGAUAUCAUUGUUGUGAUACGUUUUACUGUUUUGAAACACUAAUAUUUGAGUUCAGCGAAGUCUCCCGAGUAUAACAGUACCCCCAAUGUACAGGUUUUAUAGUGUUUUUGAAAGUUACAGGGUCAAAUAUAAUGCUUCAUUUUCCAUUUUUUCACAUUUAAAUUUGCUAGAUUGUUUAUGUUGGUUCUGUUGCCUUUGAGAGCAUAUGGUAGCCCAGGAAUGAGAAUUACCCCAUGAUGGCAUACCAUUUGCAAAAGAAGACACCCCAAGGUAUUGCAAAUGGGGUAUGUUCAGUCUUUUUUGUAGCCACUUAGUCAAAAACAAUGGCCAAAGUUAGCGUUCAUAAUUGUUUUUUGCAUUUUUAACACACAAAUAUAAAUGCUAACUUUGGCCAGUGUUUGUGACUAAGUGGCUACUAAAAAAGUCUGUACAUACCCCAUAUUGAAUACCCUGGGAUGUCUACUUUAAAAAAAAAAAAAGUACAUCUGAGGUGUGAUUCAGAGAUUUGACAGAUUACAGUGUUACAGUGUCACUAUUAAUACAUUUUAAAAAUAUAUAUUUUGAAGUAGCAAUGUCCUACUUGUACUUAUAGCCCUAUAACGUGCAAAAAAAAAAGCUAAGAACAAGUUAACAUUGGGUAUUUCUAAACUCAGGACAAAAUUUAGAAACUAUUUAUCACGGGUGCUUUUUGGCAGUUGUAGAUGCGUAACAGAUUUUGAGGGUCAAAGUUAGAAAAGGUGUGGGGGGUUUUUUGUGUUUGUUUUUAAAUCAUAUUUAAAAAAAAUUUUUUAUAGUAAAUUCUAUGAUAUGAUGAAAAUAAUGGUAUCUUUAGAACAUGGGUCAUCAACCUGGUCCCUACCACCCACUAGUGGGCGUUUCAGGAUUCCAGGUGAGCGGUAGGGAUUUCGGUGGCUAAAUCCUCUUUUUGAGAGGAUUUCUCCUUUUUAGACUGGGCGGGCGGGCGCAAAAUUUCAGUGACUGGCAGGAGGGAAGCACUCCCUCCUGCCAGGCCACUUUCUGGCCCCCCCGGCGCGGCAGAGUUCUAAUCUGAGGCGGUGAGGGAGCUCUAACCUCUCUGCUCUGCUCCCUCGCGCAUGUUUGCUGAUGUCGCGGGAGCCGGAAUAUGACGUCAUAUUCCGGCUCCUGGCAUCAGUAGACAGCCUGCGAGGGAGCAGAGCAGAGAGGUUAGAGCUCCCUCGCCGCCUCGGAUUAGAACUCUGCCGCCCGCCGAAGUAAAGCCCCACUGGACCCCAAAGACAGAUCCACACCAGCUCUCCAGGUAUUAAUAAUUUGUGUGUGUGUCUGUAGAGAGCGAACUCGGGGACUGGUCCUGGCCGCAUAUCACUUGGUUCGGCAGGGUGGAAAUCUUCAAAAUGAACCUCCUACCACGAGUACUCUACCUUUUUCAAGCUCUACCGAUUUUCAUUCCAAAGGCCUUUUUCACUUCCCUGCGAUCCCUGAACCCGAGGUUUGUGUGGCUGAAAUCACACCCAUGCAUCAAACAUGAUAUCCUCACCUUGCCGAAGUCCGAGGAAGGGUUGGCACUACCAGACUUCGACUUUAACUACCAGGCCACACACAUACAGAGAGUGGUGGAGUGGUCUAAAAGGGAGUACAGAAGCUCUGGGAACAAGUAGAAGCCAUGCACAUGGGGAGGCAGAUGGUGGUGGUGCUGUAGCUGGACCUACUGAUAGUGGCAAAGCUAGCAUCCCAACAACCUUUUUUUAAAAGCAACACUCCAAGUCUGGCGCUCUCAGGCCCCAAAUAUGGAACUCACUUCCUUCACUUCACCCCUCUAUCCCUUCACGCACAACCCAGCCUUCCCACCGGGACUAGAAACAAAAGCCCUUCAAAGACUAACGAGGCAGGCCCUGCCACAGAUCAGACACAUACUGCAAGAGGACAUAGUCAAACCCAUAACACUCCUACUAAACACAGGGAACCCACAUUUUAUGCAGUAGUUCCGCUACAAACAAUUUACGGAAUUUUACUAUUCCAUGCCACAGAGGCUCCUCCUGACUCUGGUUCUAACAUCACUAGAGGCCGUCUGUGAGGAAGAGGACCCCUAGAGCAUGGGAUCUCCUUCUUGUACAGGCUACUUAUGCCGCAGAGGAAGCACCCACCCCUAAGCUUUAUGGGCAAAUGGAAGAUAGCUCUGGGGUAAACCUUCACCCCAGCGAAGUGGCAAAAAAUGUGUGACCUAACCAGCCCAUUGGGCUUGGUGCUGACAAUUAUGAUGGGCCUAUUUACAGAAUCUUAUCGACAGAAAACACUAAAACAGUUGUACAUCCCAAACGUCACGUAUCUGGUGGAGGUGGUGCCGGAGGGAAACUCUCAGCUAACAGAAAACACAUACCAUAUGCUAAUCUCUCACUUUCAUCUUUCAAGUAAAUCUAACAGCAGUGUGGAGUGAAGCCGGAUUUUCGUGGGGGGGGCGCUGAAAAUUCACCAUAGAGAUUCAUUGAUUCAAUGCAUAUCUUUGAGGAAAAGCUGAUUGAUGCAGGGCUGUGUUUUGCCAUGCAUGCGCAAAAGCCUCCCGAUGCUCUCCUGAUCUCCUCCAAGGAGGCCAAACGGGAGGAGACCCAGGACAGGACUAGCCGCAAGGAGACCUGUGUAGCGCUGAUCAAAAGGUGAGUAAAAUCAUCUUUUGCUCUCCUGACAGGGGCCUGGGGGCUUAAAUAUUAAUUUCACAGCAAUAGUGGCAUGAAUACAUGGUUUUAUUCCUGUAACUAUAGUUUCCUUUAAUGAUUGACAUAACUGCCUUAUACAUAUUUAUUAUUGAACUAGGGAAAGCCAGCAUAAAUGGACAUGUGGUUUAUUUAUUAUUCUUUAGAGAAUCAUAUAUUGUUGUAUUUCCUGGACAGGGCAGGACAGAAAUGACAGUUUUUAUUUCAGCAAGCAGUAAAGUACGUUUCACCGGAUAUACCAAUUACAGCUGUUGUAUUCUGUAGGGCAAGCAUGUCAAACUUGCGGCCCACAAGGACCAUCUUUGCGGCCCGGCGAGCUGCGAGUACAUGCUGGUGUUAUCGCAGAGUAGGCACCUGCUUUUCCCACAUUGCAGGUGCCUACUCUGCUAAUACUUACCCGGCCGGGGAGGAGGGCCAGCGGAGGAGAGCUCAGUGUUCCUGCUCCUCACUGCUCCCUCGCGCGCACCAUCUGUAGUGAAGCCAAACGCCGGAAUAUGACAUCAUAUUCCAGCACCUGGCAUUAUUGAACCACGCGAGGGAGCAGUGAGGGGCAGGAAGAAGAUCCCCAGACAGAGGAUCCCCACACCAGUUCCCAAAGGUAGGGAACUAUAAAUUAAAUAAUGUGAGUGCAAGAAUGUUUGUGUGUGUGUCUGUCAGUGAGUGUCUGUCUGUCUGUGUCUGUCAAGGAGUAUGUGUGUGUGUGUUGGUCAGUGUUGCAUUGGCUGCGACUGGACAGUGGAGGUGCAUGGAGGCACGCAACGCCACGUGGCAUCAACGUGCUCCACCUUCACAGGGUUUCAAGAAGUAGCGGGAGGAUCAGAUUUGGCACAGGGUGGUAGAGGAGGGUGCUGUGGUUUAGUAGAGGGACGACGACUGGGAUUUAGUAGCGGGGGUGCUGUGGUUUAGUAGAGUGUGAUGCUGGGUUGGGUUUUUUUUAUAUACUGUACUUUUUUCUAUGAAAACAUAAGGUUUUUGGGGGGGUUUUUUGCGGCCCACAUAAACUUAAACCUUGUUAAAGUGGCCCGUGCCAAACUUUGAGUUUGACGUGCUUGCUGUACAGAAGCAUAUUCAAAGGAGAAGUAGCACACAAAAAAAAAAAACCUGAACAAAAAUGACUUUAUAAAACAUAUGCUAAUACUUCAAGUGACUUUUGAAAGAAGGCCUGUUUGAAAGAAAAGUUUAAAUAUUUUUCCAAAUUCUCCACACCACUGCCACAUCACUUGGGAAUCCUCUCUCAAGGAAGGUGCACACACAAGACUUUGUAGAUAAAUCUUACAUAGUUACAUAGCUGAAAAGAGACUUGCGUCCAUCAAGUUCAGUCUAACUCACAUUUGUUUUUUGCUGUUGAUCCAAAAGAAGGCAAAAAAAACCAGUUUGAAGCACAAUUUUGCAACAAGCUAGGAAAAAAAUUCCUUCUUGACCCCAGAAUGGCAGUCAGGUUUAUCCUUGGAUCAAGCAGUUAUUACCCUACAUUAUCUUGAAGUUUAAUUGUGCAAUCAUACACCAGAAAAUGUGUCGACGUUUCAGUCCUCUAUGGGACUUUUGAGAAAAGUAAAUGCACAUUCCUGAUAUUUAUAUUUUGGCAUAAGUGAUUUGCACCCAGGCAAGGACAAGACCGGGUGAGUGCUGGAUCCACAAUCCACACAUAUAGAUAUUAUAUGUUGAGAUAUAUAUAUAUAUAUAUUUUGUUGAUAUAUGAAUAAUAUAUGUGUGUGUGUGUGUGUGUGUGUGUCUGCACAUACAAAUGCUAUACCAUAAUCCUCCAUUCAGAAGUUUCAAAUAUUUUAAAAGGUCAUUAAUUUCAGUCAUUUGAGAAGGUUCCACAGGGAUGUCUUAGACAGGAUUCAGUGCAUUGUUAAGCUGCUGUAUUAUAAUAAUUAUACAUUUUAUCUUUAUACCUUGGAAUCAAUCUAGGAUCACUCACAUUUUCUUCUCAUGCAAAAUACAGAUAUAUAUCUUUAGUUGGUUUAUGGGUGAAUUAUUGCCAAACUAUUUUGUAGGCUCUCUGAAGUAUUACUAGAUUGGCAAAUACUAGAACAUUCCCAUACUGAACAUAUAUCUUCUUCAAAGGCGUUCACUAUAUUGUGACUAGAAUGCAUUCAUGACCAUCCCUCUCUCUGUGGUUCUGUGUCUCUGCUCCCCAGUAAAACUGUAGUGCAUAGACCUACAUUGAAUGUGUGUCCUGUUAGCAUGGGGUCGCAUACGUGAGCUGACCCAGCCUCAUGUGGACAUUAGACAAAGCAUCUCAUUAAUGGCAGUGGAGAUCCCAUAUUGCUGCUGGGUUGGCGAGUUAAAACUGACUUGGUUUGACUAAUCGGUCACUGUUGUCCCAUCUAUAGGAUAAAAAUGGAGAUGGGGCUCAAGAAUUGGAAAGUAUGCAGUCGGACCGCCUCAGAGUACUUCAGAUGAAUGUAUGCAAUGAGGAGGAAGUCAGCAGGGCUUUGGAGUUUGUGAAAAGGCAUCUUAGAGACCCAGAACACGGUAAUUAAUUUAAUUCUGACAUGCAUCCGUAAACCAAUAAAGGUAAAGCACCCUCCAUUUUAUAAUAACGUACCAAAUCAUAAAGUGUAAAAAAUCCCAGUAACAAAAUCACAUGAAAGAUAAAAGUGAAAAUAAUAAUGGAUAAAGAAAUAGCGAGAGGAAGAAUAGAAUGAGCAGAAUGUAGCGGCAACAAGCCAAUUAAACGUGAAUACACAAGAUAAAAAUUGAAUCUUUCAUUUACACCCGCAAGAAACAUCAUUUUAAAGGUGUAAAUCCAUCAGGAUUUAGAUCUUAACAAGAGAUGUUUGAUAUUGUUAUUACGUAAAUUGAGAUGUAUUCUUUCAAUUGCCUAACAUUUUAGAUUUAUCCCCCUGUGUUACAGCCGUGCAUAAUAACACUCCAUUGGCUUACCUUCCCAUUUCAUCUUCUCUUUUUGUUUUCCCUACUACCCACUUUAUAUACAUUUCUAUACUUUACUGCACUUAUUUUUUAUUCAUGAAACUGUAACUGUUAUUUUAAAAGGUAAACUACAAAUUAUAACAAGUAAUAAAAUAUCCACAAUAUACUGAAUAUUGGAGAUACAGCUGUCCCUGAUUGGCAGCUAAGAUUGUAUUUAAUGUUCAACGUUAUUUUAGUUUUGGGUCCUCGAAGAAGUCCUGUGUUAAACAAAACGUAGGACCAGUUUGUUUUGAUUUGUCUUUAUCUUAUUUUACCUUGUUAAUUUUUUUAGUAUAUGGCAAUGGCAAAAUAAAAGCAGACUUUUGUAUACUAUCCUGUGUUCUGGAAAACAUAUUUGGAGGAAAGUCCACAGCCACAAGUGGAUUUCCAGGUUGGAUAGCCGCCCAAGUAUCUAUAUUGAGGCAACCUAAAGCGAUAAUAUCCAGAAACAGCUUGUGAAUGCAGCUGUACUUGGCAAUACAUUGCUAUAUUAUACUGCGUUACACUAUGUUGUGACUUUUUUUUUUUGGCCGCUGUAUCCCCAAUAUUCGUUGUACAAUGGCUAUUUUGUAAGCAGCGUAUAUUAUGGGAUAUAUACCCAGGUGAAGCAGCAUCCUAAAUAUAUUUGCUAGAUAAGUGUAUUUCUAUCCACAAUUAGAACCUAGUUUGUAGGUUGUUUUGUGUACAUAUACACCAGGUAAUAAAAUAUGUCAGGUUUUGUGCUGAAAUUUAGAAUUGUUAUCAAACAUUUCUUUAUCUUGCUCUGUUGUUUGCAGGUUUGUGGGGUGUAGUAAACAAUGCUGGCAUAGCUACCUACGGAGAUGUGGAAUUUACAGGUCUAGACACAUACAAGAAGGUGGCAGAUGUGAACCUGUGGGGAACAAUAAGAGUAACAAAAGUGUUCUUACCUCUAGUACGCCGAGCAAAAGGUGAGUCACAAUCCAAAAAAAGGCAAAGCUGGAACAAUUGGAGUGAAUUAUUGUUUCUGCUUAUUCUCUGUAAUUAUGCACAGAAUUGCCUUAGCAGAAUAUAUAAUAUAUAUAUAUGUGUGUGUGUGUGUGUGUAAUAUAAUUUAAAAAAAAAAAUUUUAGUUUUUUUUUUUUCAAUCGGAGAGCUGGCUUAGAGGCAGGCUAUUAGAACACAGGGGGUUUGAUCUGCAGCCUCACAGCAUUCCUCUGCUGAUUAAAAGCAAGUUCUGUGUUUUGAGAUGUCUGUUAGUAUAUUACUCCAGCCCUGGAUUGUCCCUCAGGGAUAUUUCUCAGGAGACUGAAGUAUCUGAGGUUUACCAGGUUUCCAGACUAGGAGUUUCUAACUCCCUUGAGGUGUUUGCAGGUGACUGCAGAGUGAGAUGAGACGAUAAUCAUGACAUUCAUAACACACAUUAGAUGGUGGCAACAGAGUCAUGAGACACAAUCAAACUGCGCACAGAUCUCUGUGAAUGCCGUUGCAUGCUGCUCAGGUCAUACUGAUUGAGUUAACUAAAAAAAAAAAAAGCGAACUAUGCGGGGUGUGGAAAAUGAGUAUAGAGUUGAAUAAAACUUAACUUUUAUUGGUAUAAAUAAAAACUAAAACAAAAUAAAUAUAUACAAGCAAAACAACAAAAAAAAUGUACAUACAGAACCAAUAACAUAAUGUAAAAAAUCUCCUUGAUGUUGCUGCAAUGUGAUAUACACUGUCUGUAUAAUGGAAUAAUAAACAAAGUAGCAAUGAAAAGAAACAGAGCAGUGAUAAGGUGAAGGAGUAGCAACAGCAUAGUAUGCACGUCACAGUCAGGCCUAACACUCUGACAGCUGCAAACCAACUAUCUAGGUUAACUAAACCAAUGUGGUGCUAUACCAAUACGAGGGAAGGGGGGAAAAUACCUAUUCUGGCCCCUUGUGCCUUUGAGGGCACCCCCAGUCUAUACCCCUUCUCAAAUAACAAAGUAGGCAGUAGUUUUAGAAGGUAACUAGCAGCUGUGGAGAGAGACUACCUGAAUCGGGAGAAAUAUCAAAACUAUAAUACCAAAAAAUCAACUUCCCAAUCUAUCACAUUAUAGAAACAGACUGGAUAGCUGGUCUGAUAACCAUUGAAGCUACACCAGCUUUGGGAACAUAGUUAGAGCCCCUGACGUACAUUUCGCCAGUGGUGGCUCAUCAGAUGUCAUACAUCUGCACUUCAAAUAAAGUCUGCCUUCACCAGAAACCUCCAGGUGUGCCCAAAUAUUCAACCUAUAGCUAAAAGACAUACAACAUUCACCUAUACAGCGUAGUGCAAGAAACCAGCAUGCAUAAAAUUAAAUGGUAAUUACCCUUUGACAUAAAUGUAGAUAAAAACCAACGAUACCUCUUAAGUCCUCAAAUUAGAAAUACACAAACAGGAUAUCUACAAAAAAUGAAUAAAAAGACCAUAUAGUGUAAUAAUGUUAUUUUGAACUUACAAGAGGUAGAAGAUAAAAAAAGCCCAUCAACAAAUAUCCGUGAAGCAGGUAUCAGUAUACACAGUGUCUUUCACUUCCUCAAGAUAGAUGUGUCAGGAAACAAAUAUAUUAAAAUAAUAAACAGUACAGCAUAUGGAAUGAUACAGUCCUAUGCGUUUUGUCUAUAUCAGCAAGACUUCCUCAGGGCAAAACAUAUUCAGGUUGCAGUUGGUUCAUUGGUCUUUCUGCCUUGAGUUUUGUCUUCAUGCUCGAUCCGGUUGAGAUCAGGUGAUUGACUCGGCCAUUGUAGAAUAUUCAAUUUCUUUGACCGUAAAAAAAACUCCUGGUUUGCUUUUGCAGUAUAUUUUGGGUCAUUGUCCAUUUUGUAAAGUGAAGCACCAUCCAAUCAGCUGAAUCUGAGAAAACAAUAUAGCCCUGUACACGUCAGAAUUCAACCGCUUCUGUCUUCUGUCACAUCAUCCAUAAACACUAGUGACCCAGUGCCAUUUGAAGCCAUGCAUGCCCAUGCCAUCACACACUGCCUCCAACGUGUUUUACAGAUGAUGUGGUAUUCUUCAGAUCCGUUCCAAGCCUUCUCCAUACUUUUUUUUUAUUUUUCUUACCUUCAUUUUGGUACAUGUUGAUGUAUGUUUCAGCUGUCCAAAGAAUGGUGUUCCAGAAUUCUGUUGCAUUUUUUUAGAUGUUUAUUUGCAAAGUCUAAUCUGGCCUUUCUAUUCUUGAGGCUUAUGAAUGGUUUGGACCUUGUGGUGAUCCUUCUAUUUGCUCUUGUGAAGUCUUCUCUUUGUGGUAGCUCUGGAUAGUGAUAUGCCUACCUCCUGGAGAGUGUUCUUCACUUGGCUGGAUGUUUUGAAGAGGUUUAUCUUUACCGUGGAAAGGAUCAUAUGAUCAUUCGCGACUGUUGUUUUCCAUGGACGACAAGGCUUUUUUGUGUUACAAAGCUCACCAGUGCAUACUUUUUUUUUUUUUUCCUCAGAAUGUACCAAACUGUUGAUUUGGCCACUCCUAAUGUUCCUGCUAUCUCUCUAGAUUUUUUAUUUGCGGACUAAUGAUGGAAUGUUUCACUUACAUUGAGAGCUUCUUUAAUGCAUGUUGUGGGUUCACAGCAACAGGUUCCAAAUGCGAAACAACUCCAGACCUGUUACCUGCUUAAUUGAUGAAGAAAUAAUGAAGGAUAGCCAACACCUGUCCAUGAAAUAGCUUUGGAUUCAAUUGUCCAAAUACUUUUUGUCCCUUGGGAAAAAAGAAGGGGCUACAUAUAUUAGGGCUGUAAUGCCUAAACCCUUCCUUCAAUUUGGAUGUGGAUAUCCUCACAUUAAAGAGAGACUGCACCUUAAGCACAUAUUCAUUAUUUAACUGUAACUUGAAUUUAUUUAAGUAUACAGCUAAAAUAACAAAAUGUAUGCCAGUGUCCAACUAUUUCUGGACCUAGCUGUAUUUUAUAUGUGCGAGUGUGUGAAUCAAAGGCAAUGAACGUUUUUCAUUCUUAGAACAUUAACCUGAAAGUCACCCAAACUAGAAUUGUUGUAUGUAAUGCUUUUAAGCUUACUAAAUCCUAUCCUUUGCAGGAUUUAAAAAGAUUAAUUUAUGCGUAUAUUCUUUUAAAAUCGCUCACAAGCUACAUCUCCCUUUAGAAUGAAGUAUAAUUGACAAACUAAGAAAUACACUAGGUGGCGCAUUCAACAUGCAAACGAAAAGUGCAAGUGCAGAAUAAAUAAAUACCAAACUGGCUCAGGUAAAAGCGUUUAUUGAAGUGGUGAUGGUUAUCCAGUAUUCACUCCAGCCAAUAGCCUCUCUCUCUCAACAUAUAUAAAUGGAAAGGCACGAGAUUAGAUAUAAACAUACAAUUUAUUGAACAAGAAAAUUGUAAAAUCUUACAUAAAAGUACAGUCUUGAGCUACAAUUCCUUAAAACACAUGUUUCGACCUCUCAGUAGAUCUUCAUCAUGUGUAAUGAACGGUGUCCGGUCACCUAGGAGAAUAUACACCGCUCUAAAUCGCCCCGGAAAGAGGUACAUGUGGGAUAAGAGCCCUCCUCUCAUUCCCAUAUAUGGUCCAUACCCGAUGUACCUUCCACCACCUCUAACAUGGCGGAACGUCCGGUUAUGACCCAAACACAUAAAAAUAUACAUUUCUACCAAUCGAUUUUAGUUUUAUAAUGUUAGUGAAUUGUCAGCAAUGGCCUAUAACUUCACUUAGAAACCGGGAUAAAUGGUCGUCAUGGGUAUGAUGAAAGUUGAAUCUCGAUUUCUGCAGUUUAGAAAGAUCUAUGCAGGGUAUGGGUUUCCUCUGGAAAAUGCUGCAGUAACAAAGAUCCAAUCUAGUAGGAUAGGUAAAUUCAAAAGAAUUUACAAACCAGAGAUUUCAUGAGAAAUAAGUAUACAAUGAUAAAAAAGCAAGAAUACACUGCUACUGUGGGCAUGCCGUCUCAUCACCUCAUAAAUAGGACACCAGAGGACCAAAGUGGGACAGAGUUUGGAACGGGUAUUGCACGUGUUCAGAGGCUGCUUGUGGCAUUGCAUAUAUGUAGUAUACUGUGUGUUAUCUGGGUAGUAUUUGUGGCUAGGGCUGUAGUGUGUCUGUGUCUUAGGGGACUAUUGGCUGUAGAGUGUGAAGGGUAGAGAAAUUUUAAAUAAAUGAAACCUUAAUAGUUAUUAAAUGUGUGGUUGUGGUGGAGAUAAAAAUCUCACAGGUGAGGAGUAAAUAAUAUGGAUAGAGACUAAACUCUACUGGACUGGAUGGGGUUCCCACCUUAUAUCCCCUAUAAGUGCAAUCUAAAAGUAAGAUGUUCGAUAAAAUCUAACUAAAUGCCCAGGAGUGAUAUAGGAAUAUUAAAUAGUGCUAUAGAACAAAAUAUACAGAAAUGAAUAUAAUGCUUUAAAUUACCUCUUUAACAGCUUGUGUGAGGUAUGAUAAACAAAUAUCAGUAUUUUCCUUAAAGUUCAAUAUUGGGAAUCAAAGUUCACAAUGUAGCAAUAACAUACAAUAAUAACUGUAUAUAAACAUUGAAUUGUAAAAAAGCUGCAUAUAAGUCCACAAUAAUAGCGGCUAAUAUAGUCUCUGUUAAAUACAGUUCUAUAGCUGUGGUUAAAAUGUAAGCUGAUAGCAGUUGACUCCAGUUACUGGAUUGGCUGGGGUAUAUCUGCUAAAUUAGCAAGUAUGAUAUAGUACAAAAAAACAAUAAUGGUCUCCUUUAGAUGAUGAAUUAGCUUGGAAAAUUGUACACUGCUGAUUUUAUAAUAAACUUGAAAAUCAUAGGCAAGGAUUUAAAGUUCUGAGUAAUCGUAACAAAAAAAAAAUCCAUAAUGUUUACUCUAUCAAAGAAAACAUCUUAUUCAACAAAUAUAAUAAAAAAGUAGUUUGGUGAAAAUUACUCACUAUCUGCACCAAGUGGUUAUUAGAAUGCUACUGAGUUCGUUGGUGACAGCGUAGUUUGUGUAUCCGUUCUCCAUUUUGCUUGUCUUGGCCCAGAGAAGGGGCUACAUGCUAAUCCCCUGAACCAACACGAAAUAAAUGUUUUCAAUUUUAAAUCUGUGUGUUUAUUUUAAACAUUGUAAUUUUCUGCACUCUUGAAGAAAUGUAAUUACACACAUAAGGCUAUUGCUGGCUAUUGGCCAAAUUUCACACACAGUGCAAUAAAGGUAGCUCAAAAAUGCUACUGGCAUUGGGAGGCCCUUUGGUUUAUGUCAGAGAGCUUUGUUGUACAAAGAACUGGGGGACGGUGCCCUUUCUAACUCCAUCUCUGGCAGUAUCACUGAGAUGUCAAUAGCCAACAUUGGACAAGAACUCUGUCAAUUCUGUGCACAUUUCAAUGCACAGUGUGCCAUUCAUUGGCUGAGUGAGGUCAACUGAUGCUGUCUGCAAAUUAAUUGUGACUGGAUCCAUUUCUGCUUGGAAGGGAGUAACACACAGAGAGAGGGGUUGGAAGAGACACACAAAGGGAAGAAAUGGUGAUAUGAUAUACUAAAGGGGGUGUUAGACAAAAGAGGAAUAAACUGAAGACAUUCAAAAAAGAGCAGAAGAAACACAAAAGUGGGUAAGAAAUCCAUGAGGAUGAUUAAGGGACACACAGGUGAAGAUUCAUUUUUUUUAAUUUAUUUUUUUUUUUUGGAGGGGGCAGCAACGGCAAAAUGCAUCAUUACCUGUAGCCAUAAAUCCUUGCAACUGCCCUGGUAUUUGUUGUACUGUUAAUUUGGCUAUAUUGCUGUAAAAAUAUUUUGUCAAAUAAUGAGGGGUCAUUGGUAAAAGUUUGGUGAUACUGCUUGCAAACAUCAGCAACUUGGGGACGGUAGUAUCAGUGUUUGUUCUGCUUAAAUGCAAACACUUUGCACAUCUUUGGUUAAAAAGUGUUUUCAGUCCUGGUAUUUUUAAUGGUGCAUUCGAUAACUGAAUGAUGGUUCUGUUAAAAUGUCAUUAAAUGUUCUGUGAAAGCUUGUGGUCGCUUAAGCGUCACAUUUUUAUUGUUUUAUUGUUUAAAUGUUUUAAUUCUUAAUGUUUACAUCCAUAAAUAAGUUUAUGUAAGAAUAAAAGAAGUUGUGCUUUUCUGUCCUUUUGGCCUCUCAUAGGUAUAAAUAAGAAAGAAUUAACUUGGGGAACCAUUAACGUGAUGUAAUUUUGCUUUUCUAUAUAAUUUUUUUUAUUUUAUUCCACCCCCACCCCCAGGUCGUGUGGUUUGUAUGGUAAGCAUGCUUGGAAGAAUGGGCAGCCCAUCUCGAUCUAGCUACUGUGUAUCAAAAUAUGGCGUGGAGGCAUUUUGUGACUGCCUGAGACAAGAAAUGUACCAUUGGGGAGUCAAGGUGAUUGCCAUUGAACCUGGAAACUUUAUUGCUGCCACAAAUAUUUUCACAAAAGAUGGUGUGGAAAAACAAGCUGAGGAAAUGUGGGAAAAAGCCUCAGAUGUUGUGCAAGAGGAUUAUGGUAAACCUUAUUUCAUUCAACAGGUUGCUAGAAUGAAAUCCUUUGUGAGCUCCGGUUCAAAGAACAUGUCAAGUGUUAUUAAUGCAAUUACAGAUGCUCUUAGUUCAAAAUAUCCAUACACACGAUACAACCCCUCGGAAACCUAUUGGUGGAUAAAGGUCCAAAUUAUGACUCACCUUCCAACUGCCAUUGCUGACAGGAUUUACAUACGUUAAAACUGUAACAUUUGCCACAAGUGAUUUUCUGUUACUACCAUGAAUCAACUCUAUGGGAAACAACCCCUAAAAAAAAAAAUCUAGCUAAUAUUUAGAAUCUUCGAAGACCUCUUUACAGCCAGAAUGUGGACAAUAAAUAAAUCAUGCAGGUGGUAUAUCUUUGGAAUAGGUAAAUCAAAUUAAUCUGUCGUCUAUAAAACUUAAGGCUGACAGGGUCGUGUUUUGUAGGCAUACAUGUAAUCUAUACAUUGUGCUAACUAAAUUGCCAGUCGCCAAUAAAUGUAUAGCUCAAAUAAUAUACAGUCAUGGGAAAAAGAAACACCCUCUUUGAAUUCUGUGGUUGUACAUUUACAUAGUUUUGUCAUCUCAAUCCAUGACUGUCGCUACCUAGAGGAACAUUUCCUAUAAGUUUAAGAGGACAACUGCAACAAAUGCAUUACAUAUUCCAUAAUGGUUAAUUUGUGGCUGUAAUGCUAAACAUUGUGUGAUACCACAUGCAUUACUUGGAGGCGGGCCAGGUGAGCGCAAGUCUUUUAGACUAUAAAAGUCUGAGAAUGCCAAACUAAUUUAGGGAAACAUUUGCACUAUUCAUUUUUUAACUGCAGGAUAUUUCUUAAUGAAAGGUGUCCUUCAAAAUGGACCUCGCUCACAAAAAUAAAUUUACAUACAGAUGCAUUAUAAUUUUGAAUUAUAAUUUCUGAAGUCUUUUAACAAUAUAUUAUUUAACUAAAACUGCCAUUAGCCAAGUUGCUGGGAAAAUAUCAUGGCUGCUAUAACCCACUGCCUCUGGAAUGACAUGGAUUGCCAAUCCAAGGUCUCAUGGAAGAAAGUGCAUCAGGUGGUGCCCUUAUAAACACAGAGCUGGAUGUACACAAAGCCUUUAACCUAUUGAGUGGAGGAUCCACAGAAGUCACUUUUCAAAGAUACAUGUUGAAUAUGAAUUUGUGACAUGUAUAAUGUCGGCUUUCAAAGGAUCUUUAAUUCAUUCCUGAUCUUGCUAUUAUGGAGUGGGUUUCUAUGACCAGAGGCUGUAAAGGCAACAAUAAAUUCUCUAUUUUAGAGAGGCAAUGUUAUUACCAUUGAACCUAUUUUACUGCCACCAAUAAUAUCACCUGAGAUAAUACGGAAUAUUUAUUAAUUACCCAGUUUGGACAUCCAGCUUCAGAUUUUCCAUAUAGGAAAGCAUUGAAUAGGCAUCUUAACUCCUAUGGGGAUGUCUAAUGGGCACGCGGCCAUUGCCACGCACGUGCAUUAGGUUUCCUCUGCCGGCUGACGUGUGCGUGAAAGAGCGUGGGCGCAGCCUGACGUGUGGGAAUUUGUUAGAUAUGAAUUGCAACUCAGGGAAACUUUACUGGGGUCCAGGUUUGAGGGGAAAUCCUAUUAUUCUGAAACAAAUUUGACCCUAGUUAACAUUAUAUACACUGAAAGGCAAACGUGCAAGAAUAUAAAUUAUUUUUCGGUAUAUUUUAAAAAUUACGCACAUGGUCUAUAAAGACAUUUGAAUGGCACUCUGGAAUAAGAAAAUGUGUCCGUAUUUGAUUGACCUUUGUGAUUAAAAGAAGUAAUGUUACCAAUAUGUAAACGCAAUAUGUAAUUUCUGUUUGUAUUACAGUUUUAUUAUUCAGUUCCAACUGAAAAGAUUUUAUUAACCUAAUGUAUAUAACAUACUGACAAUAAAAGUUUUAAAUCCGUUUUUAUAUUAUCAAA
Pelobates cultripes (western spadefoot toad) is the source of this 21055-nucleotide messenger RNA. The record is from the annotation of a GenBank genome assembly. NCBI's taxonomy places the organism in Eukaryota, Metazoa, Chordata, Amphibia, Anura, Pelobatidae.